CCUACAUGUCUCGACAUGUCUCAUUACUCAUGGUCAGGUCGAUCAUGUUUGAGGAUAAAUAGUAAUGAACUAGAAAUAAAAUACAAUGUCCUAUGAUAUAUAAACGUUGAGGAUAGUUUAAAGCAUCACCAUGUUGUGAUUGAGUUAUCAACACGACUACAGACCUAUGCAAACAAUCGGAUUGAUUUCGCAUAAUGUUGGAAAAAUGAAUCUUCAAGGACAUGGCUUUCGUCGAUGCAUUAAUCUGUAAACAAGAAGUUCAGAGACGUACAAAAGAUUGACAAGUCCGCUCUCAUCCUGUCUUGCCUAAAUAGAUUGUGGAAGAAUCAUUCAAAUGUUCGCACACUGAAAAGCAGUGGUCAAAUUUGAUAAAGGUACAAUGUCUUAUUGUUUCAAACAUGGCUGAAAUACAAGAUUGUUCAAACCAUGUUUGCGAUCCGUGUUCGUUCGAUGGUAAGAGUGAAGCACCACAGCAUUUUUGUGUAAACUGUUUAGAAUACUUUUGCAGUACCUGUGCAAAGGAUCACAGAAAAUUCAGACAGUCACGAGACCAUAUGAUACUCGACACAUUGCCAACUGAUGACACAAUCUAUGAAAAACUGCAGACAUUGUCUCGAUGCCCAAUUCAUCCACAGGUCGAAAUUGAAAGCUAUUGCAAAGAGCAUAGCUCAAUUAUCUGUCAAUAUUGCAUUAAAGACAAACACAAAAUGUGUGGAGAUAUAGUUGAUCUUGCGGUAUUCCAGAACGAACAUGUUGGCAUAACUCAGACACUUGAGGAAAUCAGGCAAAAAACUGAGUUGCUUCGUACAGAAAAAGAUAAGGAGAGCGCUAGAUUUCACACAAUUAAUACGUCUAUUAAACAGGGUAUAUGUUCAUAUGUGCAACAGAUACGAGACGUUGCAGAUGGCGUUGAAAAAUGUUUGAACGAACAGCAUGCGUCGCUUGUUUCUCUCUUGUUCGAUGAAUGGAACCAAUAUGAACAAAAUCUGACGAGCACCGAAAUCCGAUUGCGUGAAUACGAACAUUUAUCGAAAAUUAUUGGUGAAUGCGGAAAAAGCAACGAUAUGCGGGUUCUUGUUUGGAAGAUUUGUAAUUUGAAGAUACAUUCCGAUGUACCAGAUGACCUUAAAUCAGUUGUAUCUAAACAUAUAAAACUAAAUACGCCGAGCAAUGCUUGUGCACUUCUAAAAGCAUUAGAGAAGUGCACAGUUGUUUUGGCUAGUAUGGCUGAAAUCGCAAUGGAAACAGGUAGUGAUGAUGUUACAAGUUACGAGGAAAGCACUUCUGUAAAUCCAGGAUUCGUUGGUGAUUGCCAAAUCUCCAAAUUUGAAAAAGAGGUACAAGUAAAUGAAGAUAUGUUUGAGGCGCAGAGUAAAUCACACGAUAUACCAUUACACAUUUCUAAAUUUGAUAAAGAUGUACAAGUGGACGAAAGUAUGUUUGAGUUGCAGAGUAAAUCACACGAAAUACCAUUUAAAAUCUCCAAAUUUGAUAAAGAUGUACAAGUGGAUGAAAGUAUGUUUGAGUCACAGAGUAGAUCACACGAUGUACCCUUGAUGGAGAUGAAAAUAUUACCGAAAAUUGACAAAAUAAAGUUACAGACGGACUAUGGGGAUGAAUGCGAAUGUAACGUUGUUGCGUCGGAUGUAUUGGGUGAUGGAAGAAUUAUUGUACUGGACCAAACAAAUAAUGAAGUUAAGAUUUUUUCUGUUGACCUUCAGUUAUUAUCGUAUAUGACCGUCGAUGACAUGCCAUUAGAUAUGUGCAUCCUGGAAGAAAGUCAAAAUGGAAAUUUUAUGAUCGCGAUUUGUUUUGAGACCUCGAGUGCUUUGAAUAUUUUCGCAUACGAUGGUGCGUUUCGUGAAACAAACACAGUGGACGUAGAAAAUGUCGAAUACAUACUUGGCAUUGCAAUGUAUAGAAAACACAUCGUAGCAAUAACAAGAUCCUCUGAAAGCUACUCCAGAUAUCUCAACUAUACGAUACAGUUGAUUGAUCCGUCGACAGGUCAUGUUUGCUAUGCUUUUGAUGAAUUCUUAAAAAUUACUGAUGGAAAACGAAUCAAAUUGCCAGAGGAAGACAUAAGAAUCCAUGCAUGUCAAUCAACAAUGAAAAUCAUACUUUCGUGUUCGAGCACGGUGUUUGUUUUUAAUAUCGAAGAUGGCAAUUGUGUCGACAAAACAUCGCACGGAGUAGCACUGUGUGUUUGGUUCUACAAAUACCAGGGGGCAGCAACUUUAGGGACCGUUAUGGACGUGAAGACGGACUCUCAAGGAAAUGUUUAUGUGUGUGAUUUGGAACGAAAGUGGGGCGGUAUCCAUCAGGUUUCUGCGUGCUCUUUUAAGGAAAACAAACUUCUGAUUAAUAAUUGUAAAGAUGUAUCAUCGCUCGCCAUUGAUGAAAAUCGAAAGCGAAUUAUUGUCUGCUUCAGAUGCGGAAACCGUAUACGAGUGUAUUAUUACAUUACGUGACAAAAAUUAUUUGAUGUUAAUAUGCAUAUGGCAUUAAUGCUGUUGUGAAUAACUCUCAGUCAAAUAUGCGGUAAUAAUUCAGUGCUCCAGCUACGAUUUUAAAAGGGCAGGGGGGGGGGCUUUUUUUUCAAAAGGGCACUUUAGACGCGCAGUAUUUUGUCAAAAGGGCACUUUCGAGCGCGCGGGCGUUUCUGGAAUGCUUCCUCUUGCAUGUUAAUUUAUAUGUUAUAAAUAAGUGUUAGAAUAUAAUAUAUAUUAUUAUUCCCAUAUUUAUUAAACAAUUCAAAUAUAAUGUCUACAAUGAGGAAUAAAUUAAUUACAAUGUAUUGUAAUAAGAGAUUUAUAAAUCAUCAUAUGUAAAAAAAAGGCGGAGGUUCGGGAGGACAGGGCGGGGCGCCCUUCAAUUUAGGCCUAGCUGGAGCACUGGGUAUUGAGCACCUUAAAGACGGUUUAAACUAUAACACUUUACAGGGGCCGUCUCAAGGAAGUUACUAUAUGUUUCUAUUUUUGUGCGUAUGUUGCAAAAUUUGUGUGUUGUGUCUAAUGCUUUUGUAUUCUGCCAAUGUGCUCUUUCAUUUGGGCUUUUAUAUUACAUAUAUUUUUCUGAUGCAGCUGAACUUAAACGUUAAUAUACGUGAGUGACUUAUUUUAGGCUUUAAUUUCUUUGAUAAUUGUAGUUUGUGUAUACCUUUUCGUCAAUGUUCCGAGGGGAAAAAAUGUGUGUAUCAUGGUACGUUUGAACGAGUUUAUCAAUGAUUUAUCUCGUUGAUAAAUAUACCAUUUUUUUUCCACGCAUUUAAAACAUUUAACAACCCCAAAUUAUUGACCACAGUUAUUACUAGUGUUUUGACACUGGUCUUUAGUUGCGUAUGAAUGUUUAUCAUGUUGCAUGGACAUACAGCGGUUUGUCUUUGACAAUAAUUGUUAAAAUUUUGAAAGCAUCCAUGCGAAACCUUAAUACACAGAUUAAUGUGUUUUUACUGUAUACGUUUGUAUUUUAAAUCUAGUUUUCUCAUUUUUGAAAAAAAGGCAUGCAUUAACAAAACGUAAAUACUUUGGAAUAAUAUCAAACCAUCAUACGAUCAAGAAAACAAGUUUACUAACAAUAUUUUGCAUUCACCGACAUUCGACCCCAAGUCUAGUCGUAUAAUGUUCGUCACACUUAUCCAGAUUUUGAAGGUUCUAGUCCCAAAGUAUACCGGUAAACAUUUUAUACUGAGGAUUUUUUCUGUUAAUGAAAUGUUCUUUUUAUCCACUCAAACAAAAUACACAGCAAACAAUUCAGCAACAAUACCACUAGACAAUUAAGUUUCCAUAAUGGUACAUGUAGUAAACACUUGUAUUGAAAAUGCUGCUUACAUAUCGCAUUAACUCGUGUGUUUUCAACCCAUAUGACAUCAACCAAAGCUUGUCGAUGUUAGAAAUAAAACAUUAAAAUACAUUUACAUUACUCAUUGUUAAACACAGACUUUGCUUCAUCUGAAAUAAACAUCAACUUAAGACAAUGCAAUCUUACUUAAAUCGUAAAAUUGCGUCAAACUGUUGACCCUUAUCAUCGGAUUAGGUGUUCACGUGCCCCGCGUCGCGAGCAUCAGAAAUUAUAAACUAAUACAUAACAUACUUUCCCGACUGUAAAUCAUGCACUGCAGCAAAGAAUUGUACCACCUCAGAUGUUCUGUUUUCGAAAUUCAGAGAGUUUGGUAUAAAGGGGGAUUUCAAACAUUAAACGGUUAUGGAGAUAUUUUAUAAGGAUUCCAGUGUUAAGAUAGUUAGGUUUUCAGGAAGUACACUGUACCUCAACAUGGUGGCGCUGCUACUUCUUAUAAUCUCCAUAAUUCGAAUGACUGAAGCACCUUCGAAUCUAGAUUAACACUUUGCUUGAAUAGUUUACGCUUGAUAAGGAUGUUAUCUAUUUCUUGGAACGGUUUGAGAUAAACGAAUUUAGUUUUAUGUAUGAUUAACUAAUUAAGCCAAUUUCCAUAGAACAAAUUAAUAAAGCUAUAAACACAGGAAUUAAAGUCUUGAAAGUGGAGACCCUGAUAUUCGCAUAUUAAUAAGUUUUUGUCCAUUAUAGAGACACGCUUUUGCAUAUUUUAUGACACUUUUCAACACAAUAUUUGAUAGUGGUUAUUUUCCAACUACUUGGUUUGAAGGCUUCGCUGGGCCUUUGCACAAAAAGGGCAGUAAAAAUGAAGAAAAUAAAUAUAGAGGCAUAGCAUUAUUGAGUGCGUUAGGGAAAGUGUCGCUUUUGAAAUGUAAGACUCUCCUAUUGGGCGUAACAUUAUUAUGUAUACGUAGAAGCAAAUGCGGUUUUAGACAAAAUACGAGCACUAUUUAUAAUAUUUUGUACUGCAUUGUCUUCAGAUACACUUAUUUAAUCAGAGAAAACUGCUUUUUGUGUAUUUGUGGACUCAAGUAGAGUCUUAAAGUAUGUUGUUUGAGAAAACCUUAGGUGCAAACUCAUAAACAAGCACUACUAGGCAUACACUGUAAUAAAGAAAGAUCAGUAUACUCAUCUGUUAAAUUUAGAGUAAAAUAUUUUACUAAAUUAUGUGUGGAUUUCGAAUGUUUGCUAGGUGUCAGGCAAGCGAAUUGCAUAUCGCUGUUCCUGUUUACUAUGUUUCUAAAUCAUUUAGAAACAGUCUUUUCUGAAGGUGGUAUUACUGGUAUAGAUAUGGAUGAUGUCACAAUUUUACUUUAUUGAAAUGUACGCAGGUGAUAUAAUUAUUUUUGCAAAUAACGCCGAGGCAUUGCAACAUAACAAAAAUGUAUUUUAUGAACAUCGCAUACGCAGGAAGUUAGUAGUUUACACCGAUAAUAUUAAUGUAAUAAUUUUCAGAAAAGAGGGACGGUUGACAAACAAUAUUUCAUUCCACUACAGUGAUAUUGAAAUCGAAAUAGUAACGACGUUUAAUUACCUUGGUGUUGUAUUUACGCCUGGUGGCUAUUUCUCUGGUGCACAAAGCAAAAUAUCUGGCAAAGGUUUAAAGGUUAUAUUCAAUAUGAACAAAUAACUGAACAAGUUUACCGACAGUACUAUUAAACACAGAGCCCUCAAAAUGAUUUCAUAUACGGCGAACUUGGGUGCCUAAACUGUCCAACAAAUAGAUAUUAUACUAUUAUAAAAUAUUGGGUUAAAAUAUCACACACUGGUACAUGUAGUAGCACAUUCAAUAAAGAAAUGUACCUUAUAUUGUUAAAUGAUUGCGAAUGAUAUCCUAACAAAAAGGAUGGUAUUCCCUACUACGUGAUUGCUAUGCACACUUGCAUUUAACGAUGCCUGGUAUUUUUAGGAUGUCGGUCACGAUACUGUAUUUCUUGGCGCUAUUAAACAAAGACUUACAGAUAAUUUAAACUCGAGUGUAGCUCUUUUUUUUAGAAGUAUAGCAAGCUUUUAAUUUAAACCAUACUUAGUAAUAUAUUAUAUUAACAAGUACUUAUUUAGCUUAUAUGGGUUACGCUCAUCUUCUCAUAGAUUGAGAAUGUAAAGUGGCAGAUGGUUUAAACGAAAUCCUACACCUAUUGAGCAAACGAUAUGUAUUGCCUGUAACCGUCUAGAAGACGAAAACCAUGAGUUUUUUAAUACAAAUUAUAUACAGAUUUAAAAUGUAAAAAUAUAACUUAAUAUUACAGAAACAGACCAAAUAUGCAAAAUAUUAUCAAAUUAAUGUCUCCCGAAAGUGAAUUUGUUUUGCAAAAACUUAGUACCUUUGUCCAUGACGCAUUUUUCGUUAGAUUAACUAACAUGUAUCAACCCUUGAUGUAGAUUUACCCAUUCAACGUAUUCCAUUUUUGUCGUGUAUUUAUAUAUGCUGUCGACUACGUUCACUCAAGAUUGUAUAUUGCUGCUGUUUUUGUUUUUGUAUGUAAAUGAUAUGUGCGUAUAUUUAAUAUUUGAUCAAAAUGUUAAGUGUAUAGUGUUUCAGUUAAACAAAAAAUAUAGUUAAUGUGUAUCUUUUAAAUUUUAAUUUAAUUAUGUGAUUUAUCGAAUGCAUAUCAUCUACCAUAUAUUUUUGUUGCGAACUGUACUUCCCUACUAACAUAUACUGCUUUGUAUCCGAAUAUACUGAUAUAACGAUUGUCAUGCAGUACUGGUUGAUAUCAGCGGGGAAUAUAUAUUAUAACAAGCAAUUUCGUUGAAUUGAUACGCCCCGUCAAAUAAAUUUUGUUUAUGGAUAAUUGUGCAAAUUUCUUAAUAUAGGGUAUAGUAAUAAAAAAAUUCAGUGUAGGGUAAUUGAUUUUAUGAAUGGCAAUUCUCCUCAUGGAUAUCUAUACACCCAUAAAGUGUCAUGUUGAAAUCGUGCAGCAUAUCUGAGAUAUAGCCUUAAAAAGUUACAUCAUAUAAAAACAACAAAGGGGAGAUAUAGCCUUAAAAAGUUACAUCAUACAAAAACAACAAAGGGCAAUAAUUAUAGGUUAACAGGUUGUUAGGUUAAGGUUCUUGUGCAUGGAACUUCUUUCCAUUGAUUUCUACACACCAAUGAAGUUUCCCGUUGAUAUGGUGUAUCGUAUUUGAAACAUAGCCAUGAAAAGUUCCAUCAUAGAAAAACAACAAAGGGCAAUAAUUCGAAUGGUUAUAGUUCUUACGCAUGACACUUCUCAUUAAAAUCUAUACACCAUUUAAGUUGCAUGUUGAAGUCUUGCAGAGUAUCUGAGAUAAAGUCUUAACAAGUAAAAACGUUAGACGAACAAGCGUGUUAUAUCUACUCUUACAACACCUUCUAUUUCGUUUCGCUUAGGUUAUUUGUUUAAAGGAAAAGAUGCGCGAAUUUUAAUGUUAUUUUAAUCUUACAAGUUCAUUCUAAAUCUCAUGUAUUGUAGUUCCUCUUCUUUUUAACUUAAGUAAUACAAUACACUAUAUACUCAGCGUCUCUUGUAUUUUCGGUAUUUUUGUGUUAGUUCUUGUUAUUGUCUCUUUAUUGUUGUGUGCGACGAUUAAAUACAUGUUUUAAUGAAUGUAAAAAGUGUUGAUAAAAAUCACUACUCUUCUUUAAAAAAAUAAAUACAUUAAAUGUUUAUCAACUGUUGUCAAUGAUUAAUUGAUUUUAUUUCUUUAUGUAUUAUGUAUACCGUUAGCAACCAAGCUUCCUCAUUAUUUAAAUACUCACCAUAAUUAUGAAUAUAUGUGUAAUAAUGUUGUUAUUACAUUGCAUGUACUAAAUUCUGACUACAUGGGACAUUGGCUUUAUGGAAAUGUUGUAGAUAAAUCUAAAAUAUGUAAAUCUGAUUCAUUCAUAUAUGCUCUUCAUAUCUUGUACUUAUUAUAUCUUAUGAAUUAGCAUUCGUA
Messenger RNA from Dreissena polymorpha, 7758 nucleotides. RefSeq lists its product as uncharacterized. The transcript is spliced from 3 exons. The coding region runs from base 399 to 2471 and encodes 690 amino acids. Gene Ontology annotation, cellular component: nucleoplasm; chromatin. Lineage: Eukaryota; Metazoa; Mollusca; Bivalvia; Myida; Dreissenidae. The record is from RefSeq and is a predicted model, not a curated record. Gene Ontology annotation, molecular function: ubiquitin-protein transferase activity; zinc ion binding. Gene Ontology annotation, biological process: positive regulation of DNA-templated transcription.